GGGAAAAUAAAACUGAUGAUGAUGACUUCAAAUAUUUAACCGAAUGCUUACAAGCUCGAGGCUUGUAUGAGUUUGAAAGAUGUGGGUCUUUAUGAGGUAACGGAGGGUCUAACAAAAGAUGCUAGCCUAAAUUAGCAUAUUUAGAAUAAUAGGAUCCAAUGUUUUUUGAGCUUGACCCGUACAAGGGACCUAAAGUCAAUUUGUAAUCUUCAGGAAUAUCGCUGGUGUUUCCCUUUAAGGAGUUUAAUGGCAUUUGGAUACAACAUUCAACAUGCGUCACCGUGUUGCUUGAGUCUGAGCUGAAUGGGACAGACAACGAUUGAAAACACCUUGACAUCCAACUCAGAACUCUUGAAAGGAAUCUGUGGGUUUGAAACCAGUUCAAGUGGCAAAAUCCCAACAGAAUAAACACGCAGCUUUUGGGAGUCAAAGCCUUUUUUUUUUUUUUUUUUUAUUGCUGCUGUCUGAUGCAAGUCGAGUCUGUGUGUCUCUGAAAGUCUCCGGCUUCAGUCAUUUCAUCUGGAAAGAUAAAGGAAACGUGUGUGUGUGUGUGUGUGUGUGUGUGUGUGUGUGUGAAUUUUGGAAGUGUGUCUGAUUAGGAAAACAUCAUAAUUGCAUUGCACUUCCCGUUGAGAUUCUAUAUUAUGUUACACUUCAUUCCCCAUUCAAUGCACAGUCUAGACCAGACUAAUUGAGGGUCUACGGUGUUGAUUUAGACUAUUAACCAUCUGUUCCUCUUCCUCUCUCUCUCUCUCAUCCCUCUCUCCUUACCUCUCCAACCUUUCCUCCUCCCUUUCUCUUCCUUUUCUCUGCAGGAGUUUGGAGGACUAGUAGGAUGCUGAGUAUCUUUCCUCCUCGCAACUGUUCUCCACCCUGCUCUCCAUGACCUGAGAGCGCCACCACAGCGGGAGGAACGAAACACCAGAGAGAGAGAGAGAGAGAGAGAGAGAGAGAGAGAGAGGAAGAGGAGGGCAGAAGGCCAGGGAAGGAAAGAAGGAACACACUUUUUUUUUUGUUGUUAUUGUUUGUUUUUCCCCCUUUCCGUAAAUGGCGGCGACGGAGGCCAGUGCGGCGCCGGUGGUCCAGGAAGACGGGAAAACCCCCGAGAGCAAGCCGACGGAGGCGGAGCAACCGGCUAAAACCGCCAAUGCAAACUCAGAGACUGUCAACAGCGAAGUUGUCGAGAAAGACGGCACGGCUGUCAACAGCGAGGUUGUCGAUAAAGAUGGCACAGCUGUCAACAGUGAAGUUGUCGAUAACAAAGAGACUGUGAAUAACGAUGCAGCGGGAGCGGAAGAUGGAGCGGGAGCAGCGAGCGGGGAGGCGGCACCUCCUCAGAGCUCAGAAAACGCCUCCUCCGCCGAGCCCAAGACCUCGUUCCUGGACUCCUUCCUCAACAAGAGCGGUCUGGGGAAGGUGAUGGGAGGAAGGAAGAAGAAAGAGCAGAGCACAGCCGGAGGAGAGGAGAACGCAGCUGAAGGAGGGGAGAAAGAGGGAGAAAAAGGAGGAGAGGAGGCUGCGGCGGCUGAAGGAGGAGCAGAGGGAGGUGCAGAAGGAGAGGCGGCGAUAGAGAAAACCCCAGAAAAUGGAGAGAAGGAGGAGGAGAAGAAGGGGGAGAAGGGCAAACCGGCAGAGGCUAAAUCCACAGUCCGGGAUCUGAUCAGGAAGCCAGUGGCGAGGAUCUUCUCCCAUCGUAGCACCGAAAAGAAGGACGGCGCCGCCGCCGCAGAACCCCAGAAAAAAGUCAAGGUCCGAUCCAAGUCCCUGGACCGGCUGGAAGAUCCUGAAGCACUUAACACCACUGCAGACUCCACCAUAGAAGAAGGAGGAGCAGCAGGAGGAGCAGAGGGAGGCGCAGAGGGCGAGCAGAAAGCCUCGUCCUCCUCGGCAACCACCAAGCACAUGAAGCGCUGGCACUCCUUCAAGAAGCUCAUGGCUCAGAAGGCGCACAAGAAGAGCGGAGGAGGAGGAGAGGACGGGAAGGAAGACGGAGUGGAGGGAGAAGGAGGCGGCGGAGACUCCUCCACGCUGGACUCCAAGGAGUCGGGGCAGAAGAGGUGGAAGCUGAAACGCUCCUGGACCUUCCAGGGCCUGAAGAGGGACCCGUCCAUGGUCGGCAUCAGCGGGAAGGCCAAGACCUCCGACAAAGACUCCGCCGACACCCAGAAGCCAGAGGAGGCGGCGGCGGCAGGAGAAGCAGAGGGAGGAGAGGAGGCUAAGGCGGAGGGAGAAGCAGAGGAGGCUAAGACGGAGGGAGGGGAGGAGAAGGAGAAAGCCGAGGGAGGCGAGGCGGCGGUGGCAGGAGGCGGGACGGUGACGCAUCACGCCAACGAGAUCUGGACCUCCUUUAAGAAACGAGUCAUCCCCAAGUCCAAGCGCGCCAACACGGAGUGCCCCCCCACCGGGGAGGAGGACGGAACUGCAGCCACCACCUCAGGUGAGGAAGGAGCAGCAGAGGAAGGCAAAGACGGCAAGUCAGCCAAGGCCAAGCGCUCGCACUUCGGCCGAGCAGUUUCCCUGAAGAACUUCAUCCUGCGAAAGGGCAAGUCCACCAGCGUGGACCAGGGCGAAGGUACCAAGGAGGAGGAGGAGGCCGCGGAGGGAGGAGAGGGAGGAGAAGCGGCAGAGGAAGCGGACGCUGAUGGCGAAGCCGCCACAGCGAACGAGGAGACCAAUGACAAAGAUGCGGCGGCGGCGGCGGCCGAGAAGACGCCGGCGGCGGAGAACGCCGGUGAGGCCGCGAAGGAGGCGGAGAAGACGCCGGUCGAAGCUCCGGUGACCAACGGGCAGAGCGACUGCGCCAACGGCACAGCGGAGGAGAACGCCACACACAAUCACCAGGGGGAGGAGGAGAAGACGACAACGGGGAGCAGCCCCGUGAAGAAGAGCAAGGAGGCAGGAGGAGCGAAAGAGGAGGCCAACUCCAAGAUCAUCAACGCCACGGCAGCUGUGAACAGCGGUGAGUUAGAGCACGCCGACUGGGACUCUGCCGAGCCACAAAACAGCAGCAGCAGCAAAGAAGGAGAUACUAACAACAGACUACCAGCACUAACAGACGAUAGCAGUAAACAAACUAAAACCAGCCGUCAAGAAACUGAGCUAGCGCUAGCGACAAAAAGGCGGGAAACGUGUGAGGCCACACAAAGAGGAUUAGAACUGCCCGGGAUUCGCUGAGCAAGGAGCUCUGAGCCCCGCCCCCC
Thunnus maccoyii (southern bluefin tuna) is the source of this 3200-nucleotide messenger RNA. Its product is annotated as neurofilament heavy polypeptide. The record is from RefSeq and is a predicted model, not a curated record. Bases 1048 to 3174 code for a protein of 708 amino acids. NCBI's taxonomy places the organism in Eukaryota, Metazoa, Chordata, Actinopteri, Scombriformes, Scombridae. The transcript has 3 exons.